Tupaia belangeri chinensis (Chinese tree shrew) is the source of this 2764-nucleotide messenger RNA. RefSeq names its product interleukin 17 receptor A (gene IL17RA). The transcript is spliced from 12 exons. Bases 37 to 2607 code for a protein of 856 amino acids. The record is from RefSeq and is a predicted model, not a curated record. Lineage: Eukaryota; Metazoa; Chordata; Mammalia; Scandentia; Tupaiidae. Gene Ontology annotation, molecular function: interleukin-17 receptor activity.
AGCCGGAGCAGCGAGCCCUCCCGUUCUGCAGGGGCCAUGGGGACUCCGAGCCGCCGGCCACCCGAAGUCCCAGGGCCCUCGCUGGGGCUGCUGCUUCUGUUCCUGAGCGUGCUGGCCUCGGCGCGCGCCUCUCCGCGGCUCUUGGACUUUCCGGCGUCGGUCUGUUCCCAACAGGAGCUCAACUGUGUGGUCCAGAAUAGUACCUGCCUGGAUGACAGCUGGAUCUACCCUCAAAACCUGACCCCCUCGUCUCCCAAAGAUGUCCGAAUUCAGCUGCACUUUUCUCACACCCAGCAAGGAGACCUGCUUCCUGUGAUUCACAUUGAAUGGACACUGCAGACAGAUGCCAGCAUCCUAUACCUCAGGGGUGCAGAGUUAUCCAUCCUGCAGCUGAACACCAACGAGCGUCUGUGUGUCAAGUUCAUGUUCCUAACAAAACUGGAGCACCACCACAGGCGGUGGCAUUUCAACUUCAGCCACUUUGUGGUAGAACCAGGCCAUGAGUAUGAGGUGACCGUUCACCACUUGCCCAAGCCCAUCCCUGAUGGAGACCCCAACCACCAGUCCAGGAACUUCCUCGUGCCUGACUGCAGGGACCUCAGCAUGAAGAUAACCACGCCGUGUGUGAACUCAGGUAGCCUGUGGGACCCCAACGUCACCGUGGAGACCUCAGAGGCCCACCAGCUGCGUGUGAGCUUCACCCUGUGGAACGAGUCUACCUAUUACCAGGUCUUGCUGGAGAGUUUCUCACACACAGAGAACCAUAGCUGCUUUGAGCACGUGGAGCACAUACCUGCGCCCAGAGAAGAGGAUUUUCACCAGCGAUCCAAUGUCAUGUUCACUCUGCCCAGCUUCAGUGAAUGCUGCCUCCACACUGUGCAGAUUCAGCCCUUCUUCAGCAGCUGUUUGAACGACUGCCUUAGGCACUCCAUCACUGUUCCCUGCCCAGAAAUUCUAGAGACUCCAGACCCUCUCCCUCUGUGGGUGUACAUCUUCCUCACGGGCAUCUCCAUCCUGCUGGUGGGCUCCGUCAUCCUGCUGACCCUCUGCAUGACCUGGAGGAUGCCCGGGUCUCAUCGUGAAAAAUAUGGUAACGACACCAAAUGCACUGAUGACACGCCUGCAGCUGACCUGACCCCGCCACCCCUGAAGCCAAGGAAGGUCUGGAUCAUCUACUCAGCUGACCACCCUCUCUAUGUGGACAUAGUCCUCAAGUUCGCACAGUUCCUUCUCACCACUUGUGGCACUGAAGUAGCUUUGGACCUCCUGGAAGAACAGAUCAUCUCAGAGGUGGGGGUCAUGACCUGGGUGGGCCGCCAGAAGCAGGAAAUGGCAGAGAGCAAUUCGAAGAUCAUCAUUCUAUGCUCCCGAGGCACCAGGGCCAAGUGGCAAGCCAUUCUUGGCUGGGAGGAGCCUGCUGUCCAGCUGCGGUGUGACCGUUGGAAGCCUGUUGGGGACCUUUUCACAGCGGCCAUGAACAUGAUCCUCCCUGACUUCAAGAAGCCAGCUUGCUUUGGCAGCUACAUCGUCUGCUACUUCAGUGGCAUCAGCAGUGAGGCGGAUAUCCCUGACCUCUUUAAUAUCACUUCCAGAUACCCACUGAUGGACAGAUUUGAGGAGGUGUACUUCCGGAUCCAGGACUUGGAAAUGUUUGAACCUGGCCGGAUGCACCGCCUGGGGGAGCUCACAGAGGAAAGCUACCUGAAGAGCCCUAGUGGCCGGCAGCUUAAGGAGGCUGUGGAUAGGUUCCAGGAGUGGCAAACCCAGUGCCCUGAUUGGUUUGAGCGUGAGAACCUUUGCUCAGCAGAUGACCAGGACCUCCCGUCCCUGGAUGAAGAGGUGUUUGAAGAGCUACUGCUGCCACCAGGAGGUGGGAUUAUCAAGCAAAAGCCCCUUUUGCGGGAACCUUCCUCCGAGGGCUGUCUGGUGGUAGAUGUACUCAUCAGUGAGGAAGAAAGAGGAAUGUCAAAGCUAGAACCUCAGCUUCAGCCCCCGGGAGAGUGGGCGGCCCAGACCCUCCAGGCUGUGGUGCUCCCAGUGGAGAAGGUCCCUGUAGUUCAAGCAGUGGAGCCCAUCCCUGCUGAUGAGAGCAGCACAGCCAGCCGUCUGGCCAUGGUGGCAGAGGGUGAGGCCUGUCCACUGCUGGGCGACCCUGGCCCUCAGCGCAACAGCGUCCUCUUCCUCCCAGUGAGCUCGGAGGACUCACCUCUCUGUAGUACCCCGAUGCUGUCACCUGGCCACCUCCCAGGUGAUGUCAGGGAACAGCUCGAAGGACUGAUGUUGUUGCUCUUCCAGCAGAGUCUAACCCACCAGGCUCAGCAGAGGUGGGAGGGGCCUGCAGGGGGCCUCAAAGACCCAUACACCUCUUACGAGGAGGAGCAGCGGCAGUCGGUGCAAUCUGACCAGGGCUACAUCUCCAGGAGCUCCCCACAGCCUCCAGAUGGACUGGCAGAAACGGACGAAGAGGAGCAAGACCUGGGAAAGGCAGCCGAGCAACUCUCUCCAGAGAACCUGGAAAACCUGAGAAGCCUCCAGCAGCAGCUUUUCUUCCAAGAGCUUCAGAAGAACUCUAGCUGGGACAGUGUGGAGGCAGAGAGGCUGGCCUGAGGGCAGGCCCUCGGGGGCCUCCCAGAUUCCAAGCAUUGAGAGAAGAGUGGAGAAGUACAUGUGGGUGUACACAUGUACAUGAAUGUGUAUAGGUCGCUGUGCGUAUCUGUGUGUGUAAUGUGUAUACUUGUAAGAUGCAGACAUCUUGACUCUGGUC